CUGUCCUGCCGACGGAUUUGCAUCGGUCGACGCUUUCAAAUCAUUGGUGACGCACAAAUGGAAGUGACGACUUGAAAAAUUUCUGCAAAAAAUAUGUGAAAUUCCGUGUUUGUAGUGGGGGUACCACUGAAAAAACUAGUUUUUGUGAUAAUUUCCCCAUUUUUCUCAAUUUUUUUAAGUGAAAUUUUUUUUUCUUUUGGUGGAAUUGAAGCGAAAUUAUCAAGAUUGCGUAAAAUCUGGACGCUCCUUCCGGUAAUUAUCACGCCCUGGUGGCGAUAACUAUGAAAAAUCGUCUGAGUGUAACGGAUCACUCGAACACCAGUGGGCGCUAGUUCUCCUGGAUUUUACUUGUUAUUUUUCUAUCUUCAUUUCAACUGCGGGAUUACGAGGAAAAGAACAACAUCCUCGAGUGGUUUCCCGAGUUGUGUCCUUUCGUGAUAAGCGCGAGUGAUAGGAGGUGCUCGGGUUCAAGUGGUGAUGAGUAAGCGAGUGUGAGAGACGACGAGAUCAUGUGGAGGACGUGAAAGAGAUUUUAAUACUAGGAACUAAUUCAUUUAGAGGAAAUAUGCCGGCAAUACAAUUGUUCGGCCGCAAAUGGCUCGCGGCCACUGACGACCUUGUGUAUCCAGGACUCUUUGAGAUAUUCAUCCGAGUCGUCUGGUUCGUUCUACUCGGCAUCGCCUGCAUGCGAUACUACGCCGAGACCUGGAAAUGCAAGACAGGGGGCGAACUGGUGCGAGUAUUUCUCGCAGGAGAACUGGUGAUCCUGGGGGUAGUCACUAUCCUCGUCUUCGUCAUCGUCAAUCACAGCGCCAGGGGCUCUAUCGUGGACACCUACGCCAGGAGAUUGGUCGAGCCCCUCUUAACAGUGAAGAUUCUAUUGUUGCUCCCGGAGAUAAUCUGGAAUGUCCUGGGGACUCUCUGGAUCUUUACGGAUCACGUGCAAUGCACAAAUGAAAAUUUUACGUUCGCAACGAUCGAGGCACUCGUCUUCUUCGACUGGGUCCUCAUCGGUCUGGCUAUUCUCGGUCUUGCCUUCGUCUUUGAUCCACUCGGAUCACUAUAUCCCUCUGAUAAGGCCCUCGAGGACUCCAUCGAGCAUGGAAAGGUGUCCAGGAUAUGGCUGAGGAGGUUCAAGUGGUUCUGGUGGAUGCGGCGGGACGAGAGUGCCAAUGAAACAUUUCAACAUGUUGCUGGAUUAUUGAGUGCUCUCUUCAGAGGGACUGAUUUAGUUCCCUCGGAUAUUAUGGCUGGUUGCGUACUGCUGCGUGUCAGACAGAAACGCGAAACACUCGAGUUACGACGACUCAAUAUCCUAGAACGUCCGGAAUAUACCGUAGACGCGAAAACGAUAUUCUCCAGCCACCCCCCCUGGAUGUCCCUGGAAUGGGCCCACCACUACAUAAAAUUAUCGAUAGCCUCCUACAGUUGGCUGUUCGUCAUGUACCAGCAUAUUUUCACCGGCUGUUGCAAGCUAAUACCGAACAUGACCUGUUGUGCAUGUUUGCGGAGGAGGGAGCACAAUGUUCUCGAUGAUAACUGUUGUUUAUGCAGUCUAGCUGGGGUCAAGCAACUCUCGAAACUCUCCGAGGACGAUAUCCUGUUCGCGUCUUUUCGGAAUCAUCUGUGUGAGAUUCCAUUCUGCGUGAUAGCAGACCACAAAGCGGCGAGUAUAGCCGUCGUGAUAAGGGGCUCUCUAUCCCUGAGAGACCUGAUAACAGACAUCGCGGCGGCCUCGGCGUCCUUCGAGCCGCCAGGAUUGCCAAAAGGCAGUAUGGCCCACAGGGGGAUGAUAAUCGGGGCCAAAGUCCUCUUAAAACAGCUCAAUAAGUACAAAGUCCUUGAGAAGGCCUUCGAGGCCUACCCCCACUACUCCCUAGCCCUGACUGGGCACAGCCUAGGCGCCGGCUUGGCAGUCCUCCUAGCCCUCCUGAUACGCCCACGGUAUCCCAAUCUACGAGUCUACGCCUUUGCGACACCAGCUGGACUCCUCAGUAGAGAAGCAGCGAAGGUCACCGAAGAUUUUGUCUUCACCGUCGGUCUCGGUGACGAUUUGGUCAUGCGACUGAGCGUCGACAGCAUCGAAAAUUUCAGGACAGGUCUCCUAAUCACCCUCCAGGCCUGCAAACUUCCGAAAUAUCGAGUGGUGCUCAAUGGUUUUGGUUACGCCCUAUUUGGGGUGCCAGACCGAGAUCUGAAUAGAACAUGGCGGAAUGGCAACACGAUCAACUCGAUUCCGGGGCAUUUGCCUCUCUUGGCCGAUGGCGGGAAUCAUCGUCAGGGUGAGACACUCAUCCUGGAGCACGACGUCUCCAGGAGGAGGUACUCCCAGGUGAGGCUGUACAAUGCGGGGAGAAUUCUGCACAUGGCCAAGUGCAAGCUCGAGGAUAAGGGGAAGAAGGGGGAGAGGAGGUUUGAGAUGAGAUGGGCGCAGCCCGAGGAGUUCAUGGAGCUCUCGGUGAUGCCCAGGAUGCUCCUGGAUCACCUCCCGGAGAAUCUGGAAAUCGCCCUGAGGAGUCUGAUAAAGCAACAGGAGGAGGUGCCGAUCUAUCUCGAAGAGGUUUAGGUCGCUUGAGGGGGGGAGGCCCCGCGGGAAAAUUGGGUUAUGAUGCGAGUACGAAAAACGACGCUUUAUGGCCUAGGCCGGAAAGUGGUACUUUUGGCUCGGGUGUGGCGAAAAAGAAUAGGGAAUGAAAAAGGGUGUAUUUUGAUGAAAUAUUCAAAUUAGUGAUUGGAAAAAUUGUUGAAGUUCUUCCUGGGGAACAUGAAUUAUGUGUUUAGGUAAAUGUUUAGUAUUUAUAUACCAGUAAUUUUCUAUUGUAUGGUUCAUCACUCGAUGAUUAAUAUGAUAGUUUUGUACAUUCCAAUGGAUUUAAUAAACCAAUUUUGUAUUAA
Molecule: messenger RNA, 2895 nt
Organism: Diachasma alloeum
Lineage: Eukaryota; Metazoa; Arthropoda; Insecta; Hymenoptera; Braconidae
Product: sn1-specific diacylglycerol lipase beta
Exons: 9
Coding region: 566-2566 (666 amino acids)
Biological process (GO): lipid metabolic process
Source: RefSeq, a predicted model, not a curated record